Didymodactylos carnosus is the source of this 1039-nucleotide messenger RNA. NCBI's taxonomy places the organism in Eukaryota, Metazoa, Rotifera, Eurotatoria, Philodinida, Philodinidae. The record is from the annotation of a GenBank genome assembly.
AUGGAAAAAACAGUAAGAGACGAAAAGUAUGACGAACAACUUGAGCGUGUUUUUGCUUUUUGUGAUAAAGAUAAAUCAGAGGAAUUAGAUUGGAAAGAAUUGAAAAUUGGUUUAUUUACAAUAUUAAAAUUAGUUGAUGAUACAGAUAAACCACCAAAAUUUCGAUUAAUGUUACGUGUUAAAAAUAAAAAUAAUAUUGAUGAUUUUAAAUCUGCAUUAGCUACAAUAUUAACACAGCACUAUAGACAGCACUACUCCACGCGUCAUCCUUCGACGAUGAAAAAGGUUACUAUGUCAGAGGAUGAAUUUAUUACAAAAAUACAUACAACAUUAACGACAAAAUUAACAAUUCUAGCUCGAUCUGAACUAGAAUUAAUUCCAGUUCCAGCUAUCGGUGGUCUUAUUAUUCUUUAUGUGGUCAUUAUUGCUUUUCUACCACUUGUUGUACUGCUUCUUACACUCGGAACAUUUAUAUUCGCACGUGCAACGACUUUCCUUUAUAUUAAUAUUCUUUGUGGUUAUCGUGGAUAUGCGCAAAGAUUUCGUCUAAUAGCAUGGUGUUUGUACUGGUUAAUAGCUAUUCUAGCUGUUGUUUUUAUUCCAUCAGUAAUUACGGUAAUAAUCUAUUUACCAAUAACAAAUGUAGUUUUAUACCAUCAUUUUGGGACUGAAAGCCAAGCUUGGUAUAUCAAUAUUUUGGAGGUUUAUUGGAAACCAUUUAUUAAGUAAGUCCAGGUAAGACAGAGUGCACAUUCAAGCAUGGAUUGUGUAUAAAAUACUCAUAUUUUUUGCAUAUUUUCAGGAGUUUGAUAAACUGCCAUUCCAGUCAUUGCAUCUACUACAUACACUUUCUCUCAAGUUUUCAGUUCUAACCAACAGUGUGGGUAUUUAAAUAUUUUAAAAAGCAUUUAAAUCGAAGAAUAUAAUGACGCCAGUAUUUUAUCUAAUAAAUUUUACAACUAAGAACAUCGAAUCCUCUUAGUACCUUUAUGCUUCUAUCGUGCCAUCGAUCGUUCUACAGUUUUGAAAAACUCUGUCU